Messenger RNA from Chelonoidis abingdonii (Abingdon island giant tortoise), 3288 nucleotides. NCBI's taxonomy places the organism in Eukaryota, Metazoa, Chordata, Testudines, Testudinidae. The record is from RefSeq and is a predicted model, not a curated record.
CUCCGAGGUGCACUAUAUAGUGUGGCCGUACUCCUAGUCGUCUCUAGUUACAUGGAAAGAAAAUACCCCACUAAGUGACUUCACAACAUUACAACAUGCACUUAAUCUGAAGGAGAAGGGAGAGGUUGCAGCUAAUAGGCUGGGUUGUUUUUUUUCUAGUUUCAUUUCAAACUAAGCACAUGGCCAGGAACAAGAGCUGGCUUCUGAAUCAUUAAACUGUAGUUCUGAAGAAAAAUUGGCACUGUUAUCACAUUGUUCAAAACAACAGUUUUCAUCCUGGCCGUGAAGAGCUGAUGACUCGGACUGUGCAAAUGGUCAAGAACUCUUCCAUAAGCCAGGCCAAAUCAUCUUGUUUCAUAGGUCAUUUCAAACUCACAGCUUGCAGUCCAGUUUGCCAAAAGGUCCAGUGGAGUUCAUGUUUGAUCCCAAAGAACAUGGGGCCAAGUCUGAGAGAAUUUGGGCUGAUGUAUGGGUUUCUCCAGCGCGUAGGUGAGAUUUGCAUUUUCUUUCAGGCUGAGUUUGCUGGAACUCAGAAUUCAGAGGGUAGAUGGAAACCCAAGGAAAUGCCUUCCCCAAAGCCAGUGUGUCGUGCAGCCCUGCAACUCCGGUUGUAUCUCUUUCAGCAGGACUUCACACUCUCGAAGGGGAAAGAUGCCCCCGCGGGGCAGAGCGACGAGAACGCGGAGCGGGGGAACUGGUCCAGCAAGACGGACUAUCUGCUGUCCAUGGUGGGCUACGCGGUGGGGCUGGGCAACGUCUGGCGCUUCCCCUACCUCACCUACCAGAACGGAGGCGGUGCCUUUCUAAUACCCUACACAAUUAUGCUGGCAUUAGCUGGUUUACCUUUAUUUUUUUUGGAAUGUUCCCUGGGGCAGUUUGCCAGUUUGGGGCCAGUUUCUGUGUGGAGAAUAUUACCAAUUUUACAAGGAGUGGGAAUCACGAUGGUCAUCAUCACCGUCUUGGUGACCGUCUAUUACAAUGUUAUAAUUGCCUAUGCCCUCUACUAUCUGUUUGCUUCCUUUCAAAGUGUACUGCCAUGGUCAGACUGCUUUGCGUGGGCAGAUGAAAAUUGCAGCAAAACACCUGUAGUGAGUGAUUGCAAUACGACCUUACCAAACGGGAUAAUCAUUCACACAAACUACUCGUACGUCACCAGCAACAAUCUAACCUGUCUCAAUGGCAGCUUAACGUAUAAACAAGUGCAACUUCCCAGUGAGCAGUACUGGAAUAAAGUGGCCCUUCGGCGCUCCAGCGGGCUGGACGAGACAGGCGAAAUUGUCUGGUACUUGGCCCUCUGCCUGCUCCUAUCCUGGCUGAUAGUCGGAGCUGCAUUAUUUAAAGGGAUAAAAUCUUCAGGAAAGGUUGUUUAUUUCACAGCUCUCUUUCCAUAUGUUGUCCUCGUUAUCCUGCUUGUCCGAGGUGCCACCCUGGAAGGUGCUCGGAAUGGCAUUGAGUAUUACAUUGGAACACAGUCCAAUUUCACAAAGCUGGUGGAGGCAGAGGUUUGGAAAGAUGCAGCUACUCAGAUAUUCUUCUCCCUGUCGGUGGCCUGGGGGGGCCUGGUCGCUCUCUCCUCUUACAAUAAGUUCCAUAACAACUGCUAUUCCGAUGCCAUUGUUGUUUGUUUAGUAAACUGCCUCACCAGCGUGUUUGCGGGAUUUGCGAUAUUCUCUGUUUUGGGUCAUAUGGCUUUCCUGGCAGACAGACCUGUCUCUGAAGUUGUAGACUCAGGGUUUGAUUUGGCAUUUGUUGUCUAUCCAUCAGCUCUCUCCAAACUACCAGUUGCCCCUCUUUGGUCCUUUUUAUUUUUCUUCAUGCUUUUACUGUUGGGGCUUGACUCUCAGUUUGCUUCCAUAGAAACAGUGACAACCACCAUACAAGAUAUAUACCCCAAAGUGAUGAAAAAGAUGAGGGUUCCUGUAACCCUAGGAUUAUGCAUGCUGCUGUUUUUUCUUGGUCUCGUCUGCGUCACUCAGGCAGGAAUUUACUGGGUGAACCUAGUGGAUCAUUUCUGUGCUGGAUGGGGGAUCCUUUUUGCAGCUGUCCUGGAAAUAAUAGGCAUUAGCUGGAUUUAUGGAGGAAACCGAUUUAUCCAAGACACUGAAAUGAUGAUUGGCCAGAAGAGCUGGUGGUUCUGGCUGUGGUGGAGAGCAUGCUGGUUCUUCAUUACCCCUGUUCUCUUGACUGUGAUUUUAUGCUGGUCUUUGGUCACAUUUUCGCCUCCUAAGUACGGAUCAGUCGAAUACCCUGCGUGGGGAUCGGCCGUGGGCUGGUGCAUGAUUGUCUUCUGCAUCAUGUGGAUUCCCAUUGUUGCGAUUGUAAAAAUAGUAAAAGCGCAAGGAAACCUGUGGCAGCGUAUUGUGAGCUGCUGCCGGCCGACUGCUAACUGGGGUCCCUCUCUGGAAUGUCACCGAGGAGAAAGGUACAGCCACAUGGUAGAUCCCCACAAAGAAAAAGACCAGGAGAUCCCCACCGUGGAUGGCUUCGUGCACAAGCUGGAAUGAGACGCUUGCCCCGGGCUGCAUUAUUUUUAACACAAAUGUGUUUUCUUUAUGUUUAAUGUUGGAAAAUAGUGGUCCGAACUAUUGAAAGCUGUACUAUUUAUUGUUAGCUCUGCCUUACAGGGGGGAGCAGGUCAUGGAGUGGAGAGGAAAGCCCAAGCCCACGGGCUGGGAGGGCAGGAAAAUACACUCCAGCCUCUCAGAGUAUAGGGACUGGGAACAGUCUGUAGGGCCCCUGCCCUGCAGAUGCUGCUGUGGGGGGAUGUGUUCUGGUGCUCUCCUGCACAGGGCUUGAGCCACGGGGUUCUGUGCUGGGCACGUACCAACAAGCCAUGAUCCUGACACAUCACCCCACGUGCUCUGUUUUCAGGAGCUGGUGCACAGCUCAGGCUGACGGCACACAGAGGGGCGGAUGGGUUCCUGCUCUCCGCUCAGCAGCCCAGGGAAAGUGAAUAAUUGCUGCUGUCUGGGCCUUGCUCAGGUUUCUCAGGGCUUGGUGCUGAGCAAAAUGUGCAUCUGUGUUGUCUCUAUCUCUCGACAUUGGGGGUGACAAGCUGCCUGGCUUAUGAGGCUAGAAUGUAGCAACGCAAGUUCCCAUCGAUUUAUCGUUGUUUCUACUGGAAUUCCUCAGGGGUCACCUUUUGGUACGGUGUAAAUACAGUCAGCAUCCACUUGUCUGGUCCUCUCAACCCCAGCUUCCUUCGUGCUGAACUCAGGAUUGCCCAAAGGGGGGGGGCAAGUAGGGCAAUUUGCCCCAGGCCCCACAGGGGCCCCCACGAAAAUAUAG